AUGUCUUCUCCUCAUUGUAAGUCAUUCAUUUCGUCUUUCUUUUAUCAACUAUUUUUCUUCUUUUUUUUUCUUCCGUUCCUAAUGUCCUCUGAUCCUCUUUUUUAUUCAUUUUUUUCUAUUUCUCUCUUCCUUUCUAUCGAUUUUAUUCAUUAUUCUUUUCUUUUCUUUAUUUUUUUCUUUUUUUUUUUCCGUUUUUCCGAAAUUUUCUUUCUUUUUAUUCUUUGUUUAAUUUUGAUUUACUUUUCUGGUUUAUUUUCCUUUUUCUUUUUCAUCAAGUUUCAAUUCAUUUUCUUCUUCUUCUUCUUCUUCUUCUUCUUCUUCUUCUUCUUCUUCUGUUUCUUCUUCUCUUCACUUUUAUCUUUGUCGUUUUUCUUCAUUUUUCUACCUUUCCUUCUUUUUCUUCUUCGUCAUCGACUCAUCUCUUUUUAUCCUCCUUUUUCUUCUUCUUUUUCUUCUCUUUCUUCUUCUUCUUCUUCUCUUUACUUUUAUCGUUGUCGUGUUUCUUCAUGUUUUCUACCUUUUUUCUUCUUUUUCUUCUUCGCCUUCUACUCUUCUCUUUUUCUCCUUUUUUCUCCUUUAUUAAUCUUUUUUUUUUUUUCUUCUUCUUCUUCUUCUUCUUCUUCUUCUUCGUCGCCGACGUCAUCAUCUCUCAAUCUCUUUUAUUUCCUGUAUAUUUUUUCUUUUACCUCAUUAUCUCAAUCUUUAGCCUUGUACAUUUUGUUUUCUUUUCUGUUACCUUACUUUCUCAUUCUCUAUUUUUUCAUGUAUUUUCUUCAUUUCUUUAACCUCACUAUCUCAGUCUUUAUUCUUUAUGUAUUUUUCUUUUAUUUUACCUCACUUUCAAACCUUUAUUUCUUCAGGAAUUUUCUUGAAUUCUUUUUACCUCACUGUCACAGUCUUUAUUCUUUCAUGUAUUUCUUUUCUUUUAUUUCACUACCUCAAUAUUUAUUUCUUCAUUUAACAUCUUUUCUUUUUAUCUCAAUUUCUCCUAGGAUAGCUUCUUCUUGGUACAUUAUUUCUUUCUCCCAGAUUUUCUCUCUCUCUCUCUCUCUCUCUCUCUCUCUCUCUCUUCGUCUAUCUUUCGUUUAUUUACCUCACUUUUCUCAUAAUAUCUUUUUCUUCAUUGAUUUGUCUUCUACCUCACUUUCCCGUUCAGUCUCUCUUCUUUUUUUUCCAUAUAAUCCUCUUAUCUCUUAUCUCUCGUUUUCCCGCAAUUUCUUUUCUUAUACAUGUUUCUCUUUCUUCUUUUAA
Messenger RNA from Acanthosepion pharaonis, 1251 nucleotides. The record is from the annotation of a GenBank genome assembly. Lineage: Eukaryota; Metazoa; Mollusca; Cephalopoda; Sepiida; Sepiidae.